CCAAAAUCCGACACCGAUAAUGUCGGUGGUUUCUUGGUUUGGUUUGGGGCGAAACAAACUCACCAUGUCCGCCACUGCGACCACAAGAACAACAUGUUUUUCCUCGAAAACCCAGCAAGUGUCCCAAGUUCGUGCCUCUGUGAGGAACAAGAUAACCAAAAACAGUGUGCAAAUUCGAGAAAAGGAGCAUGUACCCGAAAUUGAAGACCACAAAUUCCCCACUAUGCAGAAGUUUGGCCUCUCUGAGAUUGAAGGGUCUGCAUACACAGGAGCAAAUGAAUUGGCUAGUUGUAGUGAAUCACCUGCUCACUGGGAAAAGGUGCUUGAAGGGAUUCGGAAAAUGAGGGGUUCUGCAGAUGAAUCAGUAGACACUAUGGAAUCUGAGAAAGCUGGUGAUACUCUACCUCCUAAGGAAAGAAGAUUUGCUGUCCUGGCAUCUUCCCUUUUAUCAAGCCAAACUAAGGAGCAUGUUACUCGUAGAGCAACUCAAAGUCUUCGUCAAAAUGGUCUGCUUACUGCUGAAGCAAUCAACAAAGCUGAUGAAGAAACCAUCAAAAAGUUAAUUUACCCUGUUGGGUUUUAUACAAGAAAAGCCAGUAACUUGAAGAAAAUUGCAAAUAUUUGUCUCAUUAAGUAUGAUGGAGACAUACCUAGCUCAAUUGAGGAACUUCUCUUACUUCCAGGCGUAGGUCCUAAGAUUGCUCAUUUGGUUAUGAUUGUUGGAUGGAACAAUGUCCAAGGGAUAUGUGUAGAUACUCAUGUCCACCGCAUUUGCAAUCGGCUUGGAUGGGUUUCAAGAUCAGGCACAAAACAGAAAACUUUGACACCGGAAGAAACAAGAAAGGCGCUGCAACUGUGGCUUCCUAGGGAAGAAUGGGUUCCAAUAAAUCCACUUUUGGUAGGAUUUGGACGGACAAUUUGUACUCCUGUGAGGCCUCACUGUGGAGAGUGUGGUGUAAGUAGCUUCUGCCCAUCAGCGUUUAAGGAGACUUCAAGCCCUUCUUCCAAGUCCAAUAAGUCUGGACUGAACAAGAAGCUUGAAUCAAACUGAUUCUUUUGUUUCAUGUUUGAAACGAUUCAUCAUUCUCUUUAACCUCAGAUACAUAAGCAAAGAAUUUGGCUGUGAUCAAAUUAUUGUGAGGUUAAAAUUGAAAACAUUCGUGUAUCUCGAGAUGUAAGUUUUGAAGUACUCAUAUUCAAGCAAUUUGAUAUUUUAA
Messenger RNA from Gastrolobium bilobum, 1217 nucleotides. RefSeq names its product endonuclease III homolog 1, chloroplastic-like. The coding region runs from base 20 to 1051 and encodes 343 amino acids. NCBI's taxonomy places the organism in Eukaryota, Viridiplantae, Streptophyta, Magnoliopsida, Fabales, Fabaceae. Gene Ontology annotation, molecular function: DNA-(apurinic or apyrimidinic site) endonuclease activity; DNA binding; oxidized pyrimidine nucleobase lesion DNA N-glycosylase activity. The record is from RefSeq and is a predicted model, not a curated record. Gene Ontology annotation, biological process: nucleotide-excision repair; base-excision repair; base-excision repair, AP site formation. The transcript has 10 exons. Gene Ontology annotation, cellular component: chloroplast nucleoid; nucleus.